UACAGGACAUCGGCCCUCCAGGACUGAGUUUGGACACCCCUGGUCUAGUGACACGUUGAUGACUUAGUGGCAUGUGAUACAGUCUAAAUUAAUAAAUCACUGCGUCUUUAAGGAUGUGGGCGGGGCUCAUCUCUGUGUGGCUGUGCGGCGACCCAGCGUCUCACUGGCAGUGUGAAAACGGAGAGAAGUGAAGCACCAGUUUCAGCAGGUGAAAACCAUGGCAGCUCCAUUCAGAUCACUUGUGGAAGAUUAUCCAAGAUACCUCAAAUCUUUUGAGCUUUUUCUGAAGCGCUCAUCAGAGCACCAGUGCAUGCAGGACUUCAUUCAUAAUAUGCUACCAGACAUACUGGCAAGCAUUGGAGGGGGGAGAUCCUUUUUCAAUGUAAUGGGAGUAGGGAGUGGAGCAGGUGAGAUUGAUCUAGAGAUGCUAGCUCAGCUACACCUGAAACAUCCACAUGCCAAAGUCAACAAUGAAGUGGUGGAACCAAGCAAUGACAUGCUGCACAAAUAUAAAGUUCAAGUGUCAACAACUCCAGAUCUUGAUUAUAUAUACUUUACAUGGAAAAAGAUGACGGCAUCUGAAUUUGAAAAACAUUGGCAAGAGAAAAACCCUGGGAAAAAGAUGGACUUCAUUCACAUGAUACAGAUGCUGUACUACAUCAAAGAUCCAGAGGCCACUGUCUCAUUUUUUCGGAGUCUUCUACACAAAGAUGGGAAACUCUUAAUCAUUCUGGUGUCAGGUGAGAGUGGAUGGGGAAAAUUAUGGACAACCUUUAGAGAACAACUCUGUAAUACUGAGAUCAGCCAGUGUGUUACUACAGGAGAUAUAAAGACCUUCCUAGAUACUGAGAGCAUCCCCUACCAGAACUAUGAGCUUCUGUCCCAGAUGGACAUCACAGAGUGCUUCACUGAGGGAGACCAGGUGGGAGAACUGCUGCUGGAUUUCCUUACCGAGGUCAUAGAGUUCAGUAAGAAUGCUCCUGAAGACCUGAAGAAAGGAGUGCUGAACUUACUGAGACAUCCUGACUGCAGCAAAGAGGUGGAUGGAAGGAUCAUAUUCAACAACAACUUGGGAGUAUUAGUGGUUGAGCCAUAGCUCCAAGACUCCUUUAUAUCUCACCUGCACACGACAGUGGUUCUUAACCUUUUUGAGUCCAAAGCCCCUCGUUGUCCACAUUCUCAAUAAUAUUGAAAGGUCCCAUGACUUUUAAAGCUGUUCAUGAUUUACUGAUAAUUAUUAAGAAUAACGAUUCUUAAUAUUUUUUCCUCGCAAUUUCUGCAUUUUAAAAGCGUUAAAAACUAUACAGAUGUGUAUUCAUCAUACAUUAAUUAACAUGACAUUUCUAGGUCUAGAAAUCACACUUUUAAA
Molecule: messenger RNA, 1369 nt
Organism: Sinocyclocheilus anshuiensis
Lineage: Eukaryota; Metazoa; Chordata; Actinopteri; Cypriniformes; Cyprinidae
Product: histamine N-methyltransferase-like
Exons: 8
Coding region: 218-1096 (292 amino acids)
Molecular function (GO): N-methyltransferase activity
Source: RefSeq, a predicted model, not a curated record